Messenger RNA from Monopterus albus (swamp eel), 489 nucleotides. RefSeq names its product NADH:ubiquinone oxidoreductase subunit B2 (gene ndufb2). Lineage: Eukaryota; Metazoa; Chordata; Actinopteri; Synbranchiformes; Synbranchidae. Gene Ontology annotation, cellular component: mitochondrial inner membrane; respiratory chain complex I. Gene Ontology annotation, biological process: mitochondrial respiratory chain complex I assembly. Bases 109 to 414 code for a protein of 101 amino acids. The record is from RefSeq and is a predicted model, not a curated record. The transcript is spliced from 4 exons.
UUCUUUAUUGACAAGAGGACAAGGUGACUCCUCUUAAGUUUGGAAGUACGUCGUACAAACCUUAAUAUAUUAGACAAAAGAAGACGAUUGUUUGUUAUAUAAGCAAUAAUGUCUUUUUUUGGGAGGACACUGGGAAUCCUUCGCACAGGUACUCAACUGUUUAGACGCGGUCCACAAAGGAUACCAACCAGAAAGGCUAGCGAUGGUCCGCACAUUGAGCCACUGUACAGGCAGUAUCCUCAGCUAACGAAGAAACAGAAAUUUGACGCGGAAUUUCUCAGUGGUGCUAUGUGGUUUUGGAUCCUUUGGCACCUCUGGCAUGAUUCUGAUGCAGUACUAGGUCACUUCCCCUGGCCUGAUGCUUCUGAAUGGACAGAUGCAGAGCUUGGAAUCCCACCAGAUGAUGAGGAAUAAGAUUACCAUGAGAGACUGAAGCUGCUGUGCAAGUUUUUGUUGUAUAUAGACAAAUAAAAUUUCCUUUAAGGUCAA